AUGGAUGAUCAAUUUUUUCUUCGUCGUGCUGAUAUUUCUGACAUCAAUGCAUUAUCUCAACUUUAUCAAAAGGUUUAUCGAGAAACAUAUGCAGAAGAUUUAUCCAUUCCUUAUCCUGAAAAUGAGCUGGAUGCUUAUUUUUGUUCAUCAGCUAGUCCACAAAGUUUUGCCAAGAAAAUAAUUGAUCCAAAACGAGCUAUUUGGGUAAUAGAAGAUAAACGAAAUGGCGAUCUUAUUGCCUUUGCUUCUGCUGGUCCUUGUAAUGAAAUUCUUCAUCCUGAUGUUUGUUUAAAUAAAGAUGGAGAAAUCAAUCAGUUAUACAUUCAGCGCAAUCAGCAAAAUCAUGGGUUUGGUCAACAGUUGAUGAACGUUGUUUUACCUUGGUUAGAUGAAUACUAUCCUGGACGACCUAUAUGGCUCUCUGUAUGGUUUAAGAAUUACAAAGCACAAAAAUUCUACCGAUAUUAUGGUUUCGAAAAAGCUGGUGAAUCGGAUUUUAAUAUUGGGCAAUGA
Molecule: messenger RNA, 513 nt
Organism: Rotaria sordida
Lineage: Eukaryota; Metazoa; Rotifera; Eurotatoria; Philodinida; Philodinidae
Source: the annotation of a GenBank genome assembly